AUGAUUGAUCGAACAUCUCGAAUUAAAAAUAAUUUAUCAGAACAAUUGAAAAUAUUUUAUGAUUAUACUAAAGAUGUUCAAACAAAGGUGAUUAAACCGAAUCCUUUACCUACACCAAUAUUUCGUGUAAAUACUGAUAUUAUUCCUGUUCGAAAAUCAUUACCAGUGAAAAUAUUCGAUCUUCCACGUUUAUCUCCAUCAAAAAGUCAAUCAGAAUUAUUAACAAGUGUUUUAAAUGUUAAGACGCUUGAUUCAUCUUCACGAAAUUUAGCUGUUGAAACACCUAGUCGAGAUUUAUCGAAAUUAUCAUUAAGUCUAAACAAUUUCAAUGAAACAACACCAAAAAGUGAACCAACAUCAGUUAUUAAAAAAUCUCAAACAUCCAUCUCAUCUUUUAUUAAUAAAUAUGAAUCAAAUACAACAUUUUCUUCUAUCAAUAAGACACAAUCAUUUAAUAAACCACAAUUAAUAAAAACAUCACCAUCUGCUUCAAAAAUAUCUGAACCAUCAUCUUCAUUAACAUGCCCAUUAUGUACACAAUCGUAUGAUUUAAUAUCUCAUCGACCAAUUAGUGAAAAUUCUUGUGGUCAUACAAUGUGUUUACAAUGUUUUAUAUAUAAAAAUAAUCAAAACGGUUGUAUUCAAUGUGAAAAAAUAAAAAAAGAAGAUUCUUUAUCAAUAAAAAAAUCUACAAAUGAUGAUUUUGAUGAUUUCGAUCAAAAUCAAUUAUUUGAUGAAUGGAAUGAACAAGAAUCUACAAUACAAAAUGAUAGUAAGCAAUUGGAUUUAGAUUUUAUGAAUUCAAUUUAUGAUGAUGAUACUGACGAUGGUGAUAGUGAAGAUGAAAAUCAAAUUGAUAAUAAACAACAUGUAUAUAAAGUUCAAUGGUUAUCUGAUAUAAAAGAUGAUGCUGCUGAAUUUUCAAGUGAUCACACAUAUCCACAUACAGCAUCAAUGUUAAAAAUAUUCGACAGUACAUUUGGUUUAAAACAAUUUCGUCCGAAUCAAUUAGAAGCAGUCAAUGCUGCAUUAUUAAAUUAUGAUUGUUUUGUACUCAUGCCAACUGGUGGAGGAAAAUCAUUAUGUUAUCAAUUACCGGCUGUAAUAGAUAAAGGUGUAACAUUUGUUAUAUCACCAUUACGUUCACUUAUAUUUGAUCAAAAACAAAAAUUAACAUCAUUAGGCAUACUUUGUGGAGCAUUAACAGGUGAUGUAUCACAACGAGAAGGAGAUGAAGUUUAUCGAGAACUUUAUAAACAUACACCUGGAUUAAAAAUUGUUUAUAUAACACCAGAAAAAAUUGCUAAAAGUGAUCAAUUAACUCAAUUAUUGAGAAAUUUAUAUGAACGAAAACUUUUAUCUAGAUUUGUUAUUGAUGAAUGUCACUGUGUGUCCGAAUGGGGUCAUGACUUUCGUCCAGAUUAUGCAACUCUUGGUCAAUUACGUAUUAAUUAUCCAGGUAUAAAAGUAAUUUUAUUAACAGCUACAGCUACACCACGUGUUCAACAAGAUAUUUUACAACAAAUGCAUAUUAAUAUAAAUCAAUGUAAAUUAUUUAUUCAAUCAUUUAAUCGUUCAAAUUUAAUCUAUGAAUGUACAUUAAAAGGAACAACAGAUACAGCAUUAAAAAAGGUAGCUAAUUUAAUAAUUAGUCAUUAUUCUGAAAAAUGUGGAAUUGUUUAUUGUUUUUCACGUGCUGAAUGUGAUAAAACAGCAAAAUAUUUAUCAGCAUAUAAAAUAAAAGCAUUACCUUAUCAUGCUGGAUUAAGUGAUUCAAAACGACAACUUGUACAAAGUCAAUGGGCAAGUGAUGAUUGUCAAGUUAUUUGUGCAACCAUUGCUUUUGGAAUGGGUAUUGAUAAACCAAAUGUUCGUUUUGUUAUUCAUCUUUCCAUGCCAAAAUCUAUUGAAGGAUAUUAUCAAGAAUCAGGUCGAGCUGGACGUGAUGGUGAUGUAUCUUAUUGCUAUUUAUUUUUUUGUUAUCAAGAUUUAGUUAAAAUGAAACGACUUAUUCUCAAUGAUGAUACACAAACAUCAACAAAAGGAGCAAAAAAAGUUCGUAUUGAUAAUCUUAAUCGUGUUUAUAAUUAUUGUUUAAAUAAUGUUACUUGUCGGCGAACACAAUUACUUGAAUAUUUUGGUGAAUUAUUUCCAUCAAGUGAAUGUAAACAAAUGAAACGAACUGUAUGUGAUAAUUGUCGACAAGUAUUAAAAACAACAAUAGUUGAUUGUACACAAAUGAGUAUUGAUAUAAUUAAAAUGAUAUCAGAAUUUUCACAUAAAAAUGUAACAUUACCAUAUGCUUUGGACAUACUUCGUGGUGCGAAUACAAAAGGUAUUCGUGAUGCUGGACAUAAUAAUUUAGCUGCUUAUAGUUCAUGUAAUCAAUUAAAUAAAACUGAUCUUGAACGUCUAAUGUGUCGUUUAAUAAUUGAUGGAUAUCUUCAACAAGAAAUUGUUACACAUCAACAACAAUCUUUCGAAGCUUCAGUUGCUUAUUUACGUUUAGGUCCUAAAGCACAUAUUGCUUUAUCAAAUCAAUCAAAUAAAUUUAUGAAUCCAAUUGAAUUAACUAUACGUACUGAACAAUCAAAUAUAACAAAUGAUGANUUCUGUGAUGUGGGUGCUUUCGCUAUCACCCAAAAAUAUCGCUCCGCAGCGUUAUGGCCUCUUCUUUUCAGGACUUCUUCUGUGAUAACAAAACUUUGA
This is a messenger RNA of Rotaria sp. Silwood2, 2709 nucleotides long. NCBI's taxonomy places the organism in Eukaryota, Metazoa, Rotifera, Eurotatoria, Philodinida, Philodinidae. The record is from the annotation of a GenBank genome assembly.